CGCUGCCCACCCAGGCGUGCAGCUGGCUCUGGCUGCGCUCCGACCCGCCCGCGCUGCGGCCCCGCCUGCCCGCCUGGCAGCUCGCCGCCCUGCACCUCCUCCAGCUCGGCUUCCUCUUCAGGGAUGGGGACUCCACCACCUCCUGGGCAGCCUCUGCCAGUGCCUCAGAACCCUUUCAGUGAAGAAGUUUUCCCUGAUGUCCCAUCUGAACCUUCCUUGAUGCAGCUUGAGGUGGUUCCCUCUGGUUCUAUCAAGCGAAGGACUUUGGUCACGGGUCAGAGCAGUUUCCCCCUGGCCUGUGCAGCCGCUCAGCGCCGGUCCCCACGCAGGUGCCUGCACAUGCUCAGGGUGGGCUGGAAGGUGUGCUGGGCCCAGGAGGAGGACGAGGACGAGCAGAGCCACAUCGCCUUCCUCUCUCACGACAUCAGCAUGCUGCGCCUCUUCGAGACCUUCCUGGAGAACACCCCACAGCUCGCCCUGCUCCUCUACACCAUCCUGCACACAAAUGAGGCCAAACCCUCCCAGGGGCUGGGGAUCUGCACCGCCUUCCUCUGUGUGACUUGGUCCCUCCUGGAUUACCACCAGUCGCUGCGUGCCUUCCUGCAGGACAAGCACGCGCUGAGCCCGGGCUCCUCCUUCCUCUACUUCCUGUGGAACCUCUUCCUCCUCUGCCCCCGCGUCCUGGCCAUUGCUCUCUUUGCGCUGCUCUGGCCCUACGGCGUGGCCGUGCAUUUCCCCCUCGUGUGGCUCGCGAUGUUCCUCUGGGUCAGCCUCCAGGGCACGGACUUCAUGGAGUCGCCGGGCCCCGAGCAGCUCUACCGCGCCAUGGUGGCCGUCAUCCUCUACUUCAGCUGGUUCAACGUGGCGCCGGGGCGGACGCUGCCCCGCAGCAUCAUCUACCACAGCUUCGUGCUGGUGGACAGCGCGCUGCUGGCCCUGUCCUGGCUCUGGUGGCGGCCGCCUGACGACGGGCACGCGUACCUCGUGCCGGUGGUGGCGGCCGCGCUGCCCUGCUACCUGCUGGGGCUGGCGCUGCGAGGCGCCUACUACAAGUGGCUGCACCCCAACGUGCGGGCGCAGCGAGAGCGCGGCGGCGACGAGGUGGAUGCUGAUGGGGUGAGCUCCAGGCUGGCGUUCCGCUCGCUCUCAGGGCCGGAGCUGGUGAACAGGCGGAUGCGGUGCCUGGCCCAGGCCCACUGCCCCGUCCCCUGGCCCCCGUCCCCGCGCUCACUCAACGGCGUCGCGGCUGCCGAGUCUGCCGUGUGAGGCUCCAAAGUGCCUUUAGUGGAGAGAGGGAUGUGUUCGUUCUGCUCCGGGUUCUAAACCACUGCCCACGUUGUUCGGAGCACCUGGAGGGAGCGGGCAGAAAGCAGGGGUGAUGCGUGAGCCCCUGCACUUCUGUGGCUCUCACCGUGUGUUUGUGGGUGGGGGCCGACGUCUUGCAGCUGCGCUGCCGGGAUCUUCACUCACUAUUUAUUACAAGCUUUUUCCAAAAAAAAAAAAAAAAGGAAGGAAAACCCCAAGCAGUUUUUUCUGCCUGUGCCCCCCCGACGCCUGCUGCCGCGUUGGUGCUCAGGGAGGGCAGGGCGGAUGCGGGAGAGCUCGUCCCCUCCUUGGCAGCGCCUGGUUUGGUUUUUCUCUUCACAGCAGCGUUGUCCUCCUCCUGCCUUGCUGUUGAGGCCAAAGAUUGCCCGUUAUCACCGCGCUCGGGGAGGGACGGGACUCCCUGGCACGGGCAGGGCAGCGAGGGCUGUGCUCCUGCCUUGUGGCCACGCGUUGCCUCUUUGGAAACAGGGAAGCCGCUUCCAACGUAAAACCAUUGGCUCUGCCCGUUACCGGGUCCCUUCCCGCCUUUCCCUGCCUGCUGUGGGCCGAGAGAGAGGCAGAGCCAAUGCUUCGCACUCAGAGCUGGGUCCGGGGCUCGCAGUCACCCCUUCGCUCCGUGUCCAGGUUGGUGCUUUUCUCCCUCCUCAGCAAAUGCUCUUUGGGAUGGGGUUGGCAGUGCGUGGGCCUCAUGCUGGAGGCAGAGCCGUGUUGGAUGCAGCGUGGCUCAGCACUCCGGGCGUGUUCCAGCCCCUCACUGGCAUUUCCAAGCUGGAGUUGUCCGUGACCCAUUUUCCAGCCGCCCGUGGCCGGUGC
Molecule: messenger RNA, 2139 nt
Organism: Cuculus canorus (common cuckoo)
Lineage: Eukaryota; Metazoa; Chordata; Aves; Cuculiformes; Cuculidae
Gene: XKR8
Product: XK related 8
Exons: 3
Coding region: 124-1266 (380 amino acids)
Biological process (GO): engulfment of apoptotic cell; apoptotic process involved in development; phosphatidylserine exposure on apoptotic cell surface
Cellular component (GO): plasma membrane
Source: RefSeq, a predicted model, not a curated record